Amoebophrya sp. A25 is the source of this 6062-nucleotide messenger RNA. Lineage: Eukaryota; Dinophyceae; Syndiniales; Amoebophryaceae. The record is from the annotation of a GenBank genome assembly.
CUUUGAAGGAGAUGAGUGUGACCACCAGGCUCACGCGGUUAGAUUCAAGAUGAAUUAGGGCAGCUGUUUUUAGUUCAAGAAGAUGUCUCAAUGUGCAAGUUUAGCUCGAUGCGCAGGGUCCAUAACCUCGCCUCACCUAACAAACCUGUCUCGCCAGUUGCAAUGAUCAGUAAAUCCUCCGCGCACCCGUCUACUCACUGGGUAUAUGCAGAGCUGUAGGGCUGAACGGUAUAGGAGCAAACGCUCUGCACCAUUUUCCGCCCUUUUUUGGGGUAUUUAUUCCUAAAACGUGAGCAGCUGGCGCUGACGCUAGAGAGAAACGCCACGAGAGAAAUAGACGCCGCCCCAAAUUUUGAAAGUCCUUCGCGGUUUUGCCUGUUGUUGUUCUGUCUGUUCAUUCUUAUCCCGGGGCAACUUUCUUAGAUAUCGCCUCGGCCCAACGUUCUGCGGGCGGCUUAGAGUGAGGCGCGAGUCACUGUCAGAAACCGGAGACCGCUCGCAACUCGGUAAGCCGCACCCUCUUGCGUCGAACAUAGUGCGCGAGAGGGGGCACGCCUUGGCCGUUCGAGCAAACAAAGCGAGGAAAACCCUGGCCGAGAGGCGUAGGUAGAGGAAUCGCAUCGACCCGCUGCCACUCGAAUGCGAACCAGGUGGCGUUUUUUUGUUUAUUCUCCCCCUCCUCAUAUUUAUUGUCUGAGGCACAGGGCUGCCCCGAGCGGGCGCACUCAUUUGCUGCCGCGUUUUCUGGCAGUGUUCGCGUGCUGUGGUUCUCUCUUGUUCUGAAACUCGCGCCUCGACUGGAGUGCGCUGCUGCGUUGCGUAGGGCCUCGGUGAUUGCGCCGCGCUUGUUUCUGUCCCUCCUCUGUGCUGUGCGUGGUCGAUCUGUCUGCUUUGCCGCGACGUCAAUGGGCUUAAGUUUCGGAAGUUAGCUAUCCCACUCGGCUGCGGCUAUCGGUCUCGCCGGUCUGUGCUUCGGCGUCUGUCAUGCGCUGCCCCUUCUCUGGUUUUUCGGCGUCGGUCGGUCACGGUUAAAGGGCAAGCUCUCUGGCUUGUUCUUGUCACGUGCGAACACACAAGGUUGAAGGUAGCUACACUCUUCGGCCUUGGUCUCGCGAAUGUCUUGGCCCCCCUUGCUUUGUUUGGCCUCUUUGCCGUUAGUUUCUUCAGGCAAAAAAGCUGCCCCGAAACUGUUUGGGGCCUCGCUUGUGGCUUUUUCUGUAUUUGCAGCUGUUCAGCUGGGGUACGUUGGCUGCUUUUGUUGGGGUUUGCUCCAUAUAAACGGUAAGAAAGAGGCUGGCUGCCUCUGUUUGUUCUUAGCCAGUGCACCGCUUAGCGCUGGCGCUCUGCAUAUAUGCAGGGCGGCAGGGCUGGGCGGUUUACUUAGGGACAAACGCUCUGCACCAUUUUCCGCCUCUUAGUUGGGUGUUUAUUCUUAAACGAUGCAUGACUGGUGCUGACGCUGGAGCGAGAGAAGCGCCGGGAGAAGUACAAACGCUGCGCCAAAUUUUGGAAACUGUUCGCGGCUUUGCUUGUUCUAUCUGUCUGGCGGCUUAGAAGCUCUUAGCCUGAGGCAGAUUCCCUAGAUAUCGCUGCCGCCCAAUGUGCUGCAAGCGGUUCGGCGUGAAGCUUGUGGAGGUGUUGGUUUAGAAACCGGAGAAGGCUCGUAGACUGCGCGCUUUUGUUGUGCGUGAGAGACAGCACGCCGGGGCUCCUCGCACAGGUCACGCCUUAGCCACUGUUCCCGGACGUAGAUAGUGAGAGGGGUCGAGGCUGAGAGGCGUAGAGGAAUUCCAUCAACCCCCUGCCACUCGAGUGAGGGCCUAGCGGUGCUUGUUUUCAUUCACCCCCUCCGCUAUUGUCUGACGCUCAGGGCUGACUCAGCAAGCGCGCCCAUUUUUCUGCCGCGUUUUCUGUGUCAGUCAGUGCGGGCUCUGUGGUUCUUUCUUAUAUAUUCUGAAACACGUGCCCCGACAAGUGUGCGUUAUUGCGCUGCGUGGGGCCUCAGCGAGUGCGCCUAGCUUGUUUCUGCUUUUUCUCUGUGCUGUGGUCGGUCCAUCUGCUCCGCCGUGGCGUCAGUGAGCCGAGCUUUUAGACAUUGGCUACUCGGUCGCGGCUAUCGGUCUCGCUUGUGCUUCGACAUCUGUCGCGCGCUGUCCUCUCUCUGAUUUUUAGACGCCGAUCGACCACUCACGGCUAGAGGGCAGGCCUUCUGCUUCGUUCUUGCCAAGUGCGAACAAAAUUGAAGAGAGCUAGCACACCCCUCGGCCUUGUUUGGUCUCGCCAUUGCUUUGCUUGGCUUCUUUGCCGUUAGUUUAGGCACAGAGAAACGCUGCGCCGGAAUUGUUCGCGGCUUGUGGCUUUUUCUGGAUUUACACUCGUCGAGUAUCUUCUUCGGCUUUUUUGUUCGGGCUUGCUCCUGGUGCAAACAGGUUGGUCGCUUCUUUUUAUUCCUAGCGCACUGUUUAGCCUUAACGCUCUGCAUAUAUCAUCAUGCAUCUUCAUCACCGUCUUCACCAUGACCGUCGUCACAAAGAUCAGACUCACAUCUAAUCUUGCAGAAAGUUCAAAAGAAGCUUGAUUCUUAUCCGCAAAUGAGGCCUAUGGGCGUCAAAAUGGAGAGGCUUGGGAGACUCCCGCCACCUUUAUUAAGGCCCAUCAUCAUCGUCAUCGACCCUUGGCUGUUAUUGUUAGAAUAGGAGUUUCCACCACAGUCACAGAAGAUAUAACAGUUGCUCCUUCCUGUGGGUAUUAAUAUGAUCCCAGUGAAAGAAACUCUAGAAAAUUGACCCCAGGACGAGGUGGAAACUCAAGAAGAAAUUGACAGGUGGGUAAAGUACUUCGAAGAUGAAAUCUUGUCUGCGAGCUCUAACGCUGGAUCGCUUGCCGCGGGCGUCUCGAUCUCCACAACUACUGUCUCCCCACCGGCAGCUGCGCCAUGACCAACAGGAGGGCCACGACCUCCAAGAACAGGAGCAGAGCUUGGUUCAUUUUAUUUACCCGUACGACCUCUCGGGAGCAGGGACACAGGCGGCACAGUUAGUUCCAUUCAUUUGCAUUCGCAGGGCCAUUUUUAAGGCCAGAGAUUUGGAUUUUCUUUCCUCUGUGAGGUAUCUAUAAUUUGAUGAAUGUAGAUCUGGCAACGAAUCUUAAUUACUUGAUUAAUCAGACCACUGGUGACAAAAAUCCAGCAACAAGCUAGCUUAGCGGGGCGCCGAAUAGGUUUGCGUCGUCCCUAUUGGUUUGGUAAUCAGCGUCAUCAGUAUCAGAACUUGCGCGGGAUUGCUGAGCAAAAAAAAACAGGAAAUCAAUUUUUCAUAAACUUGGGAGAGCGAGCUUCUCGUUAUGUGACGGAUAGUGCGAUUGUCGGAACUUCUAUGUGUUUUGACGGAUUGAAACGUUAUCCUCCACCCGUCUGCGCUCAGCAUGACUUUAGUAGUUCAUCUAGUGGUGAUUCUGGUAGGACAACAAGAAGGAACAAGCCGCAGGAGCAACACGCCUCGCAAGGUCUUCGAGCUGAAAAGCAGGAAGCGCGGCAGCAAAGUGCCGCCACCAAGCAAAAAUGGCAUCUCUUGCACUAUUUCGUUCCAGGAGUCAGGAAGGAACCACAAUGCGCGGUUAUUGCCACACAGUGGCGGCCUUUUGCUUAUGAUUUUCUACCCUUUUUUUAACCCCAAAUCUAGGCAGCUUUGCUUACUUAUCUUAUAAACUUAGCUAGCAGACUCCACCUGCUUCAGCUGGUAAAUCCAGGUUCCCGCAGGGGUCAAGGACUGUCAGUUGUAAUAUCAUGUAGAUAUUAGUUGAGAACGAAUAUGCGCUCUUCGUUUACUUCAUCCACGACUAACGAGUGUUCUUCGUUUACUUCGUCCAUGGGUAUUUAGGUAGCCUCCUCCCAAAGCAGGAACUUGGUAGAAUUUUUUUCCCCUUUGGCAGAGCGGUGUGCUGCAAAUCUUGACUAGCUUCUUCCCUUUUAAUAUAUUUUUACAACUUAAGAUGAUAUUGAGAACAAGUGUUCUUCGUUUAAUAUGUUAAGCUAGAUGAAGGUUCUUCGUUUACUACAUCUAAUGUUCUUAAUAUCUAGUAGUACGAACUGCUCCAAGUAGAACUGUUAAUAUCUAGCUAGAACGACGAUGACAGAUCGUAUACUACUAAGUAGAACUACUAACUAGUAAGAACAGCAACAGUUGUUCUUCGUUUUCGUUUACUACAUCUAGCACUCGUCUAAUAUUAUAUACUUACUACAACUUAACAUAUUGAGAACAAACUAAGUGCUAUAGCUAGUGUUCUUCGUUUACUUCAUCCAUGACUGCUGGGAGAGUCUACAGCCUACUCCAUCUACAACCUACUUCAUCCCUGCAGGAACACAUCUUGCAAGACUCUAAUCAACGCACAUGUUGAACACUGCAAUUAAUAUUGCGCAGUUCCUUGACCGCCACACCGAAGGCGCGGGACGGGAAGUAUGGGAACAAGAGAAAUCCAAACCGUACGUCCUGCGAGGAGGAAUCAACGAGCUCAAGUUAAGACCAGAAGAGGUCAAAUCGUAACAAAGCAUGAUGAAAAAACACUUUUCAUUUUCACGUAAGUAACUAUGGUAAUAUGUGGGCUGAUUGUAUGGCUUGUAAAUGAUGGUAGAAGUGCCCUCCAAUGGAACACUGAAAGAGCGCAACAUGUUACGAGUGCACUAUGAUAGAUAAUGAUGACGGGCUGGACCUUCGCGUGAAUUUUUCACUUAACUCGCAUGAACUGAGUAAAAAGUAUGUACACUUGAACCUUGAGCCUAGCGCUAUAAAGGGCAUUCUCGAGGAACAAGUGAAGAACAAGCGAAAAAAAAGUCUACUCUAAUGAAGCGGCAAGUUCUCUCCGGCGUAGAUGAAGUAGCUGUCGUUCCAUACAAGGUGCGCCGAUCUCCGAGAAGCAGCAACUGAGGUUCAGACUAAAACUGAGGUUCAGACUAGGACUGUGACUCUAUUAUAAGAAGGCACAUCCGCAGAAGCGGAAGCAGUAACCUGAGCGCCAAGGGCUGCACUGACUUGGGCUUAUUAAUUUGGAAAGUUAAAGUUUUGUUUUGGCAAAUCCUUAAUUUGUCAGUUGUCUAGUCCUUCUGCUUCUUUAAGGUGAAACUUCCUAGGACGUCUAUCGACGAUUUACAUUAGCUAACCUUACCUUUCUAAGUUUCACUGGAAUUACCUGGCCCAUUCUUUCUGGAUUCGGUGAUUUAUUUUAAGGGUGGGAUGUUGACCUCUCCAUGAGCCUAUUCACGGCUCUUUGAAGUAGGAAAGUCACAGAGAUGCGAGAUAGAUCGGCCAACUUGCAGCUGCUAGCUUUUGCUUGAUCAUACAACUCGGAAAGGCUCGCCCACUUGAUAGGGGAAUUUGGUUCUUGUCCUUGAUGAUAUUUUUGGAACGAGAUGCUUCUUCAUUGUAAACUCAUGAAGAAUCUUCACGCAGAGAGUAAGAAACCGUACAUGAUAAAAAGCUAUCAUAGAGAAGUGGUGACCCGGAUGCUCGCUUGUCAGUACUAGAGUAUUGCACGGCUUUCGCGAACCCUUGGGACUAAGACUUAAAACGAUUACUCGUAAGGAAACUCAAUGAUCAUGAUCUACAGCUUCAGGGCGAACAAUAGCUGCCUCAACAUCUCAUGAUAUUUCUUUUGUCUCUUCGCUGUGCGUUUUUUCCUCGUACGGCUCUACCAACCGCAUCCGCAGUAUCUUCAAGUGUGGAUUCGAGAAACCAUUCUUGCGCCAGUUACUUAUUAUAAGCUAUUCUUGUCCUGUGAGCGUUUCGUUUGCUUGUUUCGAUUAGCGCUAUAAAGGGCAACGGUCUUUCUCAGCAGCUUUAAUAAGUUUUGCGCAUUAAAAACAAAGAAACUACCAAUACAUAGUUACGACAUGGGGCUUCGUAGGUAUCGAUGUGCAUUUUUUCUUAGUUCUUGCGCCUUCGUAGAAGGGUCGGACGACUGUUGACAGACUGGGUGUUCUCUUCUUUGAUGGCACGCGCGAAGAGGACUGAGAUGGUGAGUUCUCACGAAGCACGUUGCGAACGGAGGUAGCUAGUAGGGUAAUUGGC